UAGCUAGCGAUGUAAACAAUUUGUUACGUUUUAAGUAUGUAUGUAGUUUUGUUCGAAUGGUUCCACGUUAUAUAAGAUAGCGCCCAUUCAGUGUACUAACUACUUUUAGCUAACUACUUUUAGCUUGUUCUCUUUAUUUUAUGGCCUGAAGUUAAGUAGUGUUGGUCCUGCACUUGGCUAGCAUAGCAAGGUAGCUUGCUUCCUGCCUUGGAAACAGACAGACUGUGAGAUCUAGAGAGAGAGAGAGAUCUGCGUUCAGAGAGAGGACAGCGGAGCGAUGCCACCUGUUUCACAAGUAGACCUGGAGAUGGGGAAGGAGGGGAAACUGAACCAGGCAGAUUGCUUGUGUCCCGUCUGCCUGGAGAUCUUCCUGGAGCCGGUCACCCUGCCAUGCACCCAUACAUUCUGUAAACCCUGCUUCCUGGAGACGGUGGACAAGGCCAAUAUAUGCUGUCCUCUCUGCCGAAAGCGUGUCUCUACUUGGGCUAGACUUAACGGCAGGAACAAGACGUUAGUGAACGCAGAGCUGUGGAGGCGUAUACAGGACACUUUCCCUACACAGUGUCAGCGUCGAUUAAAUGGAGUCGAUGACGACGAGGAUAUGAACAUGUUUAUACCCAAACCCAAGGUCAGUCAGCCAGGUGAGGUCAGGCGAGAAUAUGAGGAGGAGAUUAACAAGUUUGUAGAAGAGAAGCGAGCUCUGGAGGAGGCAGAGAGGAGGGCCAGUGAGGAGUACAUCCAGCGCCUCCUGGCUGAGGAAGAGGAGCGAGUGGAAGAGGAGAGGAGGAGGCAGGAAGAGAGACAGCUGGAGGAUGACGAGAGACUGGCGAGAUUGCUCAGUGAAGAAUUGAACUCAAGUCCAGUUUUGGAAACUCGGAGGAACACUAAAGUUAAUGAUGCUGCCAAGAAAAAGAAAUCCAACAUGGGACACAUUGAGAAAUAUCUUUGCCAAGUGCCUUACACCCAGCCACACUGUGAGACCAAACAACCCUCCACUCUUUUGGACAAUAAGGAAAACACGCCAACCUCUAUAGAUCCCUCCCACACUGAACUGUAUUCCUUGGACUCCAGUAGUAAUCCUUCUACAUCAAGCUCAGACCCAGACACUAAGUCUUGUAAAGAACUCUUCGACACAUCAUACAGAACCAACGUCUAUUCUAAGAGGAAGAGUGUAGAUAGUGAAGAGCCUGAACCUGACAUCUGUAAGAAGCCCUGUAACUCCCCACCUCCUGCGUCGCCGCCACAUGGUUAUGUUUUCCUGCAGGAGCUGGCUGAGCAGGAGGAGGUUUUGAGGAGCCGGAUGAUGCAGGAGGAGGAGGACAGAAGGCUGGCGCUGCGCCUGCAGAGGGAACUGAACCGAGAGAGCACUGUGGACCGCAGAAAAGGCUCUGCUGAUGGGUAUUUACUGAGAGAGAAAAGCAGCCCUUCGUCCAGCAGCAGUACGAGCCCAGGCGAGGAGAACAGGACAGGGAAAGACAGUAUUCCACAUUCCUCAAGCCAGAAGGUGGAUGGACAUAAAGCUGGGAAGAGAGCCAGCAGCCAAGUUGAAUGCAAAACUAUUAGGAAAAGCUCCACACAAGUGUCUCCUCCUUCAGCCUCGUCAGUGCAGAAGAGCAGAAAGCAGACCACCCUUACUCAAAUGUUCCCCAGCCUGGGCAGCUGAGUCAGCUCUCUGAACAUCUCAAUCAAUUCUUAAUUGCCCUUUCUUUCCAUAUUAUUACAUUUAGAGAUACCUCCUUCCAUAUUUAGCCUUUCUUGCUCAGUGACUGCUGAUUUUGGAAGAAAAGGCUGUUUCACUGUUUUUGCGAAACCUUAAUCUUCAGUUCUGAAAUUUCACAUGUUAAGUGCUCAAACUGUUAAUUGUAGAAAAAAAAGAUGAUAUUUUUAUGCAUGGUUCUACCUUUUCUUUUGUUUUUUUCCAGAGUUAUUCAUUUUGAAAGAAUAAAAUAGUUGUUAAAAGCUUUGGUUUAUAUUGUCAGGUUUUGUGCCAUGCUUAUGGACAGGAAAGCAAAAAUUGCUUACAGUCGAACUUCUCAAACCUUACUAUUUUCGAUACUCAUCUGGCACGGACUCCAGUAAGUAACAAAGCCUUCUCUUUUCAAGCUUGUACAAGAUGACAUUUAUGGCAUUAAAAUACUUCAGUAGAUCAAAUAUAAUUAAUAUAGAAAGUACACAACAAAGGCUUUAGACCCAUCUUUGCAUCUGUUCCUUGAUUUGGGUCUUUGUUGCAUUUAUCAAAACACAAAUGGAUUAUAUAGAUGAACGUUAUCAGGAUUACUGAACAGACACAUAUUUUGAAAUGACUUUCCAACAGCCCGCUAGAUUCUUGGAGAGCAUUGUUAAUAUGGGAAAUGUUUUGCUGAUGUGAGCCUGGCCAUAUUUCCAUUCAAACAAAAUGCCUUAUUUUGACAAACUACACUGCAUGACGUCCUGUUUCGCUCAUGACUAAUGGAAUCAUAUUUCAGUAAGUCAUUGCAUAACUGGGACAUGUAUACCGAUCCGUACAGGAUUUUGCUGAGGUUUUUUUGUGAUUGUGAAUUUUCCAAUUUUUUUUUUUCCGGAAAACUACUUGAAUUGGCAAAAUUGUAAUUGCACAAAAUUGUUUUGCAUGGUCUUCCACAGUGAUGUUGGUAAAUGAGAUCUUUUUAACUGUACUCAUGUUGGAUGCAUGUAAAUGGAUGACACCACAUGACGUGUCUUGGCCAAAAUCUGCAGUGAUUUCUGAAAAAUUGCAAAUUCCUCUGAAUGUUGUAGAGUUCGCUUGACUUUUGCAUUCAUUUCUACAAUUGUGAAAUCCUGGAGGGACUGAUAUACAUGCCUCAUAUGAAACCGUUCUCACUGGUGGCAUAUUGUACAGCGUA
Molecule: messenger RNA, 2861 nt
Organism: Ictalurus furcatus (blue catfish)
Lineage: Eukaryota; Metazoa; Chordata; Actinopteri; Siluriformes; Ictaluridae
Gene: rnf168
Product: ring finger protein 168
Exons: 7
Coding region: 278-1663 (461 amino acids)
Biological process (GO): protein ubiquitination; double-strand break repair
Cellular component (GO): nucleus; site of double-strand break
Molecular function (GO): nucleosome binding; ubiquitin-protein transferase activity
Source: RefSeq, a predicted model, not a curated record